Molecule: messenger RNA, 3688 nt
Organism: Vespula pensylvanica (western yellowjacket)
Lineage: Eukaryota; Metazoa; Arthropoda; Insecta; Hymenoptera; Vespidae
Gene: TBPH
Product: TAR DNA-binding protein 43-like
Exons: 4
Coding region: 198-1604 (468 amino acids)
Biological process (GO): regulation of gene expression
Cellular component (GO): nucleoplasm
Molecular function (GO): RNA binding
Source: RefSeq, a predicted model, not a curated record
AAAGGAAAUAAUAAUAACAAUAAUAUUAAUUAUAACAUUAAUAACAAUAAUAAGUAAAUAAAUAAAUAAAUAAAUAACUAAAUAAAUAAAUAAUAGUAAUAAUAACAACAACAACAACAACAACAACAACAACAUAAUCAAGAAAAAUAUAAUUAAUCGGUAAAGAGAAAUACGGUGAGUGUGUUUUAAGAAGAAAAAUGACGUCCUACAUCCAAGUCGCCGAAGACGAGGGAGAAGAACCUAUAGAGCUGCCUACCGAGGACGACAGCACGCUUUUAUUGACCACCCUAUCUGCUCAAUUCCCCGGGACGUGUGGCCUUAAAUAUCGCAAUCCAGAAUCCCGGACGAUGCGUGGUGUACGACUCGUUGAGGGACGGCUUCAUCCACCUGAAAAUGGUUGGGGCAAGGCGAUCUAUUUCUGUGUAUUUCCGAAAGAAAACAAGCGUAAAUCUGAUGACAAUUUGGAAAAUUCCACAGCUAAGACAAAGAGAAUGGAAACAAAGUUGCGUUGUACAGACUUGAUCGUACUGGGCUUACCAUGGAAAACUACCGAGCAGAACUUGAGGGAAUAUUUCGAGGCAUUUGGUGAAGUUCUAAUGGCACAAGUAAAGAAGGAUGCAAAAUCUGGUCAGAGCAAAGGAUUUGGAUUCAUACGAUUUGGAAGCUAUGAAUCGCAGUUAAGAUGCCUUGCUCAACGACACAUGAUAGAUGGCAGAUGGUGCGAUGUCAAGGUUCCCAAUAGUAAGGAGGGAAUGAUUCAGCAAGUACCCUGCAAGGUAUUCGUGGGACGCUGUACAGAAGACCUAACUGCAGACGAUCUACGCGACUAUUUCUCCAAAUUUGGUGAAGUUACGGACGUAUUCAUCCCAAAACCUUUUCGCGCAUUUUCAUUUGUUACUUUCUUAGACCCAGAAGUGGCUCAAUCUCUCUGCGGAGAAGACCACAUUAUAAAAGGAGUUUCCGUUCAUGUCUCUAAUGCAGCGCCGAAAUCAGACGGCAUUAAUAAGAAUUUUAAUAACCAAGUGAAUUCAAACGUACGUGGUAGGGGAGCACCUGGACCGGUAGAAAACAAUGUACAGGGAAACUAUCAGGGAAACAGGUACAUGGGCCAUUCGGGUAAUAACAUGGGUCCAAACGGUUGGAACAAUCCAGGCAACAGAGGUAAUUUGGAUAUGCCUAAUCUUCAGGCAUUGGGCAUUACCGGUCAGAAUAAUGGAGGAGGCGGUGGUGGUGGAUUAUCCAAUCCAUUGGCAAUGGGAGGCUUAAAUUUAUCGGCAUUACCAGUAAAUCCUGCGUUAGUGGCGGCUGCAUUAAAUCAAGCAUCCUGGGGACUGAUCGGUAAUCUUCAGAAUCAGGGAAACGAUCAAGGAUAUUCAAAUCAACCAGGGCCCCCAGGUCAACCACCUUCAGGCAAUAAUAGUAUUGGUAAUAGCGGUAAUUCUGGGUUUCUUAGUUGGAUGAAUCAAGGGGGCGGCGAUGGCAAUACGGGUAAUCCUGGUACUGGUGGUCCUGGUCCAAAUAAUCCAAACGCCUCCCAGGGUGCUUGGCAAAAUCAUCCAGGUCAACGUGAUCAAAAAUCUAAUACAUUUCUCAAAUACGAUUAAACUCGGUCGGGACUCCGAGUCUACUCGUAAAAGGAGGGUCCGUUCCUUUAGUCCCGAAGCACUAAUGUUGAAGAACAGCAAAGGUCAGGAAGUUAAGGGUACAAAGCAAACAAUUUACAAAAAGAACCAAAGCUUUCAGUGACAUUACGAUGGAAAAGGACGGCUAUAUUGUAUGAUCGUGCGCCGUAAUGUGGUCGGUUCAUAAUAGAGCGUGUCGGAUGAUACUUUCGAAUCAUUGCACGUCAUUACUUCAAAAAAAAAAAAAAAGAUAUACUAUGACCCUCUCACUCUCUUACUGGCUUGAGAAAUUAGCACAAUAGCUUUCACGAACGAUACGGCCUGCAUGUCUCUUACGGAUAGCUUUGAUCAUCUAAACGUGCAAAUAUGUGUGGUCUUCUUUACGCGUGUGAUCUACUGAGCUGAGUAAAGUGCAUUGGAGAGAGAUAGAUGAUUGUGAAACUUUUGUAAUGAGAGAUAGAUGAGAUUAUGUAGUGUUUAACGUAUAUGUGUCUGAGGUAACAUAAUGAUCGAUGCAGAGUGUUUAAUGUAAAAAUAUGAAGUAAGUUAGUGGAACUUAAUAAUAUAAUUAUAUUUUAACUUACCAAUACUAGUUCAUUGAGUGACUAUAUAGGAGUUAUAUAUAGCUUAAUGAGUUGAUGAAGUAAUAGGUUGCUGAUGAAUAAGUUGUAUCCUCACAUUGAUAAUUUACAGAUUUUUCUUGUACAGGUAACAGAAACAGUUAAUUGAGAAACAUUUGAAAUUUUCAUUCUAUUAUAUAUUUUAUAAUGUUGCAGCAUUAUAUACAGAUAUAUACGUAUUUAUAUAUAUAUAUAUAUAUGUAUAUGUAUAUAUGUAUAUGUAUAUAUACAUUCACAUUAUCUUAAAUCGGUCACAUAAUGUGAGCUGCACAUUUAUUAAUAACCAAAUAUUAAGUUCCGAUGAUUUCUUAAUUCCAUUAAACGUUAUGAAUGCUUGAAUACACUGCAUAUAGAUUAAAUGUCUUUGUCAUAAUUUUAUAUGUGACCACAUCAUUGAAAAAUCAUUCUUACCCAUAUAUUUUUUAAUUAUUGUACAAGAUAAAAUGAUUGAGAACUUUUUCUUCUGAAGAAAUGAAGUGCAUUGAGACUUUCUGUGGGUAUAUGUGUUGUGCGUUCUUAUAUAUACUUACAUAUACUGAAAAAAGAAAAAAAAAAAAAAGAAACAGAGACGUACAAUUUUGUGGGUAUUGUUGUCAUUAAAUAUUUUCAUUAUUUACACAUAUAACAUAUUUGAGCAUAAUAUUUGUUACUUGCAUUGGUAAAUGCAGAAUAUGCUCUUAUGUUUGGCAAUUACCCUCAUAAAAGUAUACAUAUAGAAAGUUUGUUUCAUGUGCAUUCUCUUUUUUUUUCUUUUUCUUUUUCUUUUUCUUUUUUUUUUUUUUUUACACGGAUAUAAGAUAUAUCGUCCAGAAUUUGAAAAAAGAAAUUAUAUUAGAGAAUAACUGUUUCUAAUGAAUACUAUUUACUUAGGGUGGAAGUGAGUGGGUGUGUAGUCAGGAUAUGCGUGAGGCUGCGUAUAGUUUGGUCGCAGCUACCUGAGAUUUGCAUAAAGUUGUUUACAUUUUUCGUAAUAUUUAGUGCGACACACAAACAAUUAUUACGUGUGCAAGUAUGAUUAGUAUUUUACAUUGGUGUGCGGGUGUGUCAAAAUUAUUGAUUGAUUGUGUGUGAAAGGAAGCAUUUGGAUUGGUAGUUGUUUCAAUUGAAUGAGUCGAGUAAAUUCAAGGAUUUUAUAACUCUCUAGUGCUUCAAAUUUUGAAGGAAAGUUUUGUGAUGAAAGACUUGAUAAUUCUCUUUCUCUAAAGGACAAUUUUACAGGUUAUGGGUGUUUGUUUUCCAAAGAUCAGAAUAAACAAUGGAUUUCACAAUUCACAAUUGUAGUCAAUAACUUUAACAUACAAAAAAGAUGAUGGCGCAAGAACUUUAGAAAAGCAUAUAUUUCAUAAUCUCACUGUAUGUUUCAUUGAAGUUAUCUAGAUCUGCUAUUUCAGAAUGCUAAUAUCUUAUGAUUACAUUGUCGAAAAAUAAAAAAAUCCUUAUACAUCA